Haplochromis burtoni (Burton's mouthbrooder) is the source of this 3533-nucleotide messenger RNA. Its product is annotated as adhesion G-protein coupled receptor G5. The record is from RefSeq and is a predicted model, not a curated record. Gene Ontology annotation, cellular component: membrane. Gene Ontology annotation, biological process: cell surface receptor signaling pathway; adenylate cyclase-activating G protein-coupled receptor signaling pathway. The transcript is spliced from 18 exons. Gene Ontology annotation, molecular function: G protein-coupled receptor activity. The coding region runs from base 129 to 2279 and encodes 716 amino acids. Lineage: Eukaryota; Metazoa; Chordata; Actinopteri; Cichliformes; Cichlidae.
GAUAACAAGUGCACAUUGCCAGAGGUUCAGUUCCUCUCCAGGUGCUCUGCUGACUAAUGAUUUGACUUCAGCCAGGGAAAGGACUGAAUGAGUCACACAUCCUGACUCACAUCACAUCCCAUCCAAACAUGACUCGGCUCAGUUGGACUGCUUUGGUUUUGUUAAUGAGCAUUUUGCAGGGUCCAGGGUCAUCCAAUUCUGGACAUGACUGUUCAACAAAUGGAAAUUCCAAUAAAAAUAAUUUCAUGGAUAUCAGAAACUGUUUCAAGCAGAAAAAAAGUUUUGUUGUUGUCGAUAGUUUCUAUGUCAAUAUCAAUGCAACAAACUACUGGGGACAGACAAAAGACAAUUGCAUAGUAUUUGUAGAGACAAACGGAACUGCACCGGAAAUAUAUAAAAGCAGCAUUCCGGACAUUCCGAAAAUUAAAAACAAUGGCAGCAUUUUGAAACUUCACAUUUCAAAAUGGCAUAUAGAUCAACGUGUGCAUAUGUACGUUCUGUAUGGGACAUUCUGCAACGGCACACAAUUGAACUUUACAGAUCCAGCAAACUGUGUCUUCAAUACCAUAGACACAGAGUUAUGUCACAUCAGAUGUAUCGAUACAAACACGGUGUGUAAAAAAUCUGCCUAUGAUAAAGAAGAAUGCAGUACCAUGGCUCCAAAUCUCAAGAAUGAAUACAUAAUCGACAUAAACUCAACAACCACCAACUGUAUAAACUGUAACAAUCCAGUGAAAAAGCCUGAGGAGAAAAAAGUACUUAAUACAACACUUUCUGAAAAAGGAGGAGAAAUUAUUCCUGCAAAUGCCGCUAAACUAAUGAAUGACAUGGGCAACUUGGCCGCCAACAUAAAUGGAUCUUCAGCUGAAAUAUCUGUAGGAGAAGGAGUCAAAGGAGUUUUGGUGAAAGAAACACAUAAAGACGAAGUAGAAGAAGUAUUAUUUGCUUAUCAGUCUCCAAAUGACAGCAUAAAUAUUAUAGACAACACAGAAACUUUGAAAAAUUUUUCAAGAGCCGUUACACUGCCAAAAGAAGCUUUUGAUAAAGCUAUUGCUCAAAACGUCAGUAUCCCAUUUGCAGCUCUUUUCCGAUUUAUUAAUAUGGCUAAGGAUGAGAAGAACAGUACUGUUUUAGGGAAUGAAGUUUUAGCCAUUGAAAUGGGAGCUGCUAUCGCCAACCUCACAGACAAAAUAAACAUUGUUUUUACGAAUAUGACAUAUAGAGGGAUACCAUCUUGUCAUUCAUGGAAUGGUCAAGGAAGUCAACCAAACUGGACGAGUGAUGGCUGUGUGACAAAUAUAACUAAACAUGGCAUUACGUGUCAGUGUUCACAUUUGACAUUCUUUGCUAUCUUGAUGACUCCUCUUAAUGAAACCAUUUCAGAUUCUGAUUUUAAAAACCUCACAAUCAUCACCCAAGUUGGCUGUGGACUCUCCAUGUUCUUCCUCGCCAUAGUCCUCUUCAUGCACUUCCUUUCAAGGCGGAUCAAGGCCACUAAUGCCACAAAGAUCCUCAUCAACCUUGUGUGUGCCUUGUUCCUGCUUAACCUCACUUUCCUGGUCAAUAACUAUGUGGCGAACCUGAACAACAGUGUGGGCUGUAAGAUCAUGGCGGCUCUAAUGCACUAUUUUAUGCUGGCCACUUUCACCUGGUUUGCUGCGCAGGCCUUCCACCUGUGUCUGAGCCUGUAUACAGGAGGGAAAAUCGCAAUCCAUCGCUACAUACUGAAAAUCGCCAUUACCAGCUGGAUACUGCCUUCAGUUAUUGGGAUUGUCCUGCUCUGCAUUGGGAAAUAUGGUGAACAAGUCAUCAGCUACCAAAACACUGGAAACGCUGCAGAUAGAGUGAUGAUGUGUUGGAUAACAGACAACAGUGUCCACUUAAUCAUCAACAUAGGCUACUAUGCUUUGGUCUUCCUCUUCACUUUUACCACCUUCAUCAUCAUGAUGUCCUGGUUCUGUUGUCUCAGGAAUGUCAAAGGAGCCAAAGCAAAAGGGGAGCAAAGUAGCAUAAACAUCUUAAGCGUCAUGGGCCUGUGUUUCAUGCUGGGCAUUACAUGGGGCUUUGCUUUCUUUGCCUAUGGUGUCUUCCAGGUCCCCGCGCUCUACCUUUUCACCAUCCUCAAUUCUUUCCAAGGUUUUUUCCUGUUUGUCUACUACUACAAAACCUCCCGCAUGUUACCUCCAGCCUCUGAUGGGAAGUCAAGCAGCGUCAGUAACAUCACUGAUAAAACCAGUCUAAGCAGCUUUACAAACCCCUACUCGAACUGGCUGAGCUGAAGAAACAGACACACUGAGACUGAAGACCCGUACCGUUAAGUGUAAACUGCUGUAAAACACUCUAAUAGUUAACAACACAGAGUCCCAGUUAGGUUUGUUGAUAUUGUAAAUACAUGUUAGAAAAUGGCUUUACUGUUAAAGGUCUUAAUUUGUCUUGGAAGCAAUGAACUUUGAUAGUUUGAGAAAAAUCAACAGAAUAUAAUAAACCUUUGUCCUUCUUUUAGCCAUUUUAAACUGUUAAUAGUUAUAUAGCUCUAAUCAAGUACUAAAGACUAUAAUAGCCAUGACUACUAACUGGCCAUAUCUCCUGGCAAAGGAUGUACCUCAGGUUGCACUUGGUAGCAGGUGAGAGCCUUGAACUGCUGCUCUGCUGCUUCUGAUGUGUGAACGGGUGAAUAAGAGACACAUUGUGAGGCACUUUGUACAACCAAAAGUGAAAAAAAAGCCUCUAUACAAGUGCCAGUCCCUCUUAAAAAACAAAACAAAAACACAAAUUGGGUGACCUUAAAUUUUGUACACUGACAUAAGAAGGAAUGUGGAAUGUAUGGAAAUGGUUCUUUAUUCAGUUUCACUCACACUGCCAUCGAAAUACAUAUCUGCAAAUAUAUAUACACAACGUUUACUCUUUAAAUGGACACAAUUUAAAUUAAGAAAUCAAUGAAAACGUUCAGAGUAGAAGAGCUUCCGCUUCUUUGAGAGCUCUUUCCAGUUCAGCUGCUUCAGUGGAAAAGUUCUCCCUUUCUUGAACCAUUUGUUCUCGUGCUUCCUUGAGGCCUCUCAUCGUUUCCUGGAUUUCCUAAAGGUUGUAAAAAUAUGUAAAAAUAAUAAAUAAAACGUAACUUUUAGUGACCUGUUACUUUCACUGAGCAGAGUUUUACUCACCUCUAGUCGAGCACGUUGUUGUGAUGCAAUAUCACCAAAGGUCUUUAUUUCAUUCAGCAGGUCUGCAGAGAUGCUCUGAAAUACAAGGAGUAAAUAUUUUAACCUGGUGUUUCUGUAAAUGAUUAUAUAAAUCCUGUGGUUGUCUACAAUACAUGUAUAUUGGGUGCAUUUAUAAUAUUUGUUCUUUAUUUGCACAUUUAUUUUUGCAUGAAACAAACUAAUAAGUGCAUGCUUCUGGUUUUCCUUUAUAUUCCAGCUUGCGGUUAUUUGCGUGAAUAUGAUUUAAAGUUUGCUUAAAUGUUUAACGAAUAAAACCCAAGUGUAAACAUAUCAUAAUGUAAAGUGAAAUCAAAUAAACAUACCAUAACCUCU